Messenger RNA from Drosophila busckii, 1828 nucleotides. RefSeq names its product serine protease inhibitor 42Dd. The transcript has 3 exons. Lineage: Eukaryota; Metazoa; Arthropoda; Insecta; Diptera; Drosophilidae. Gene Ontology annotation, molecular function: serine-type endopeptidase inhibitor activity. The record is from RefSeq and is a predicted model, not a curated record. Bases 127 to 1770 code for a protein of 547 amino acids.
AAACUACGCCCGACCUGAGCUCACAUAGCAAACCGCAGACGCGAGCCAAGCGAGCAACAAACAAAAAAUAUAUUUAUAUAUAUUUAAAUCGGCAUAUAUAGUACUUUAGUUGGAUUAAUACCGAGCAUGCCAAGCUGUAGAUUGUAUUCGUUAAGCAGCAGGCAGCUGAUGCUGCUGAGUUGUCUCAGUGUGUGGCUCAUGUGUGCGGAGCCGACGGUGGCCACCGCCAGUGUGUACGCGAGCUUCAGCAAUGUGGUGUUCACAAAUCGCGCCUGGGUGCCGCAAGAGCCGCCAGAGCAAGCGCCAAGGCGACGUCCGGCGGAUGUGCAGCAGCAGCCAGAGACAUGGGAUGAUGGAACGCAACGUGUGGGAGCGCCGGAUGUGCAGCGUCCACAGCAAGAGCCGAGCUGGAGGACUAACCCACAACCCAAAGUAGCAGCGCCAGCGCCCCGAGAUGUGCAGCGUCCACAGCCUGAGCAAAGCUGGAGGACUAACCCACGAGCCAAAGUGGCAGCUGCUGGGCCAGCUUCAGUUGCAGCGCCCACAGCAGCGCCGGCGCCAACUGAAACGCUGCUGACCACCAUCGACAACGAGCGACGUCCCGCUCCGACGGGCAAUGCUGGACCCACGCGUCCGCCCGCGCAGUACAAUCAUCGCGAGCGCUUCAGCUCGCUGCUCUAUCAGCCCAUUGCCCAGCAGAAUGCCAACAAGAACAUCAUCUACUCGCCCGCCUCGGUGCACGCCAUGCUGGGCAUGCUCUUUGGCGUCUCGAGUGGCCAAACUGCCGCCGAGCUGCAGCGCGCUGGGCAAUUCAGCAACGACAAGUUGGCAGUCGCUCGCGAUUUCGCGCGCACUUUGGGCAAGCAGCAGCAGCAGCAGGACAAUGUGCAGUUUAUUCUGGCCAACAAUCUGUACUUCAAUCAGGAGCUGUCGCAGCCCAAUCCCGACUAUCAGCGCUAUGCCAAGGAGUUCUACAACACGGGCAUCGAGCCUGUGAACAUGAAGCGCAGCACGCAAACCUCAAACAGAAUCAACAAUUGGGUAACUGAAGCGACCAGAAAUAUUAUCAGACAGCUGGUGACGCCCAAUGAUAUAGAGGAGCAGGAUCAGGCGCUGCUGGUCAAUGCCAUGUACUUUAAGGCGCGCUGGGCUAACGAAUUCUCAUCCAUGGACACCACCGCGGAGAAGUUCUGGCUGAAUCGCGGCAGUCAAAUCAAUGUGCCCAUGAUGUACAACGACGAUGUCUUUGCCUAUGCGGAGCUGCCCGAGCUGGACGCCACAGCUGUGGAGCUGCCCUAUGCCAAUACACAGACUUCCAUGCUAUUGAUACUACCCAAUCAGCUGGAUGGACUCGCGCAGCUGGAGCGUCAGCUGGCCAAUGUGGAUUUGAAUGCUUUGGCUGCGCGUCUGCGUCGCGAGCUCGUCACCGUGCGUCUGCCCAAGUUCCGCAUUGACUUUGAGCAGAACAUGGUGGGGCCACUGCAGCGGCUGGGCGUGCAGCGCAUUUUCACCGCCGACUCCGAGGUGGACGCCAUGCUCAUGGAUCGCGUGCGCAUGUCCAAGAUACUGCAAAAGGCUUUCAUCGAUGUCAACGAGGCGGGCUCCGAGGCAGCAGCUGCUUCAUAUGCCAAAUUUGUGCCGCUGUCGCUGCCUGUCAAAUCGCGCGUCUUUACUGCCAAUCAUCCGUUCUUCUUUGCCAUACGCACGCCGGAGUCGGUGCUCUUCAUUGGUCACGUGGUGGAGCCGCCAGCAGUGACGCAGCAGCAGUAAACAAAUUUGCAACAUUUAGUGCACUAAGUUAAUACUCUUCAAAUAAAUAUUUAAAUUU